Saprolegnia parasitica CBS 223.65 is the source of this 4172-nucleotide messenger RNA. RefSeq lists its product as hypothetical. Gene Ontology annotation, cellular component: spindle pole. Gene Ontology annotation, biological process: establishment of meiotic spindle localization; spindle organization; mitotic cell cycle. Gene Ontology annotation, molecular function: protein binding. The record is from RefSeq and is a predicted model, not a curated record. The transcript is spliced from 16 exons. Bases 27 to 4172 code for a protein of 1381 amino acids. Lineage: Eukaryota; Oomycota; Saprolegniomycetes; Saprolegniales; Saprolegniaceae.
GUUGAAACCGGCGCGUUCUAACCGGCAUGGCGGCGUGGGAUCUGCGCGGCCUCGGGACCAAGUACCCGUGGCUGACCGUCAACGACGCGACGCUCGCCGACUUCCGCGAGCCCUUUGAGUGGACCCGCGACGAGGACGUGCGGUCCAAGCCGCGGACCAACGCAGCCCGCGAGGCAGGUCGCAAGAUGGUCCUUGCGCAUAGCCGGGACAAGGUCACGGACGCCGUCGUGCUCAAGGAGCUGCCCCAGCGCACGCGGCCGAAAGCGGCGAUCGACAGCCUCGAUGCGAUCGUCCACGAGACAAAGACCCUUGUGUGCGCCAAGCCGUGGCAGGCGCCCGUGCUCGAGCUCACGAGCCGGAAAAGACAGACGGCCACCAUGGCAACGCGGAAGGAAGCGCCGACGUCGCGGCGCCUCCACGCCGCGCGCCAGGUCGCCGAGAACGACGAGAGCCAUCUGCGUACGCUGCUGGCGCAGCAAAUCGAAGCGCAGCGCGCGACGCUGCCGCUCACGUUCCUCUUUGAGCACAACAUGACCGAGUACUGCAGAGCCAAGGGCGUCGCGACCAUCAUGGCAGUCUUCUCCAAGCUCCAAAACAAGUACCUCGACGAAGGUCUCCGACGCUGGAAGCACCACACAACGUCGCUGCGCGCCGCCGAAACCAAGGCCCGAGUCCACGCACAGAUGCAGACGCGGGCCGUCCAGCUCUUGGAACGCGUCGCGGGCGGCUGCUUGCUCGGCAAUCUGCGCACGGCGUACACAAGGUGGGUCGACACGACGCGGGCACUCGUGGCGGCCGAGCGGAACCGCGCCGCCAUCCGCAUCCAAGUGCACGUCAAACGACGGCGCGACAUGGCCGUGCUCUCCCAGCUCAAGCUCGCUCGCGAUGCCCGUCAGGCGCGCGAUGCACAGCUCGUUCUGGACCUCCUUCGGUUCGAAGCCACGGGCUACGCGCAGCUGUGGAUGAUCCGCCGCCAAGCCACUGCGAUCCGCGACCGCCAAGCCAUCGAGGCGCAGCUCUACGCCUCGUGCGCUAUCGCGAUCCAGCGCCGGUACCGCGGCCACCGCACGCGCCGCUCAGUGCGCGAGCUGCGCAUUGCUCGCCACGAAGCCGAGCUCGCGCGCGUCCAAGCCGAGCACUUGUACCUCGCCACCUUGCACGCCGCCGCCAUUGUGAUGCAGAGCGCCGUGCGCGUCUACUUGGCCAAGAUUGCUCUCUACGACGCCCGCAUGCGCGCGCGCAUUCGCAGCGAGAACGCUCUCAUCAUCCAACAUGCGUGGCGCACGAGCAAGGGCCAGAAAGUGCUCGCAACGCGCUUCGCCAAGCGCCAGUUGACGCUCGCCGAGCAAGCGGAGCGCGAGCGCUACUUGGCCAAGCAACGACUGCUGGCCGAGAUCGAAGCCAAGCGGCAGGCGGCAGCCACCACGAUCCAGCGACUCGCGCGCGGCAUCUUAGGCCGACGACGUGCACAGAGCCGGCGCUACGAAAUCGCUCUCGACGCAGCGGCGCGGCAGGUCCAAGCCUCGUGGCGCAAGUCCACGGGCCGGUUUGCACUGCAUCUGCGGUUCUUGGCCCAGAAAGAGCGGCUCGCGGCCCGUCGCCUUGACGCUGCCGUCUGCAUCCAGUGUGCGUUUCGGUGCUUCGACGCCACCAAGCGCGUUGGCAUCUUGCGCCGAGAGCGACAGGCUCGGCACGAGAAAGCCGCGCGGCAGGUGGCGUGGGCGCGCAAGCAAGUCGAGAGCGCGUUGCGCAUCCAGUGCCUCUACCGUGGCUACCGCGUCCGCGCCCAUCUCGCGGCCUCGCAUGCGGCCGCCACUUCGAUCCAGUGCAUGGUGCGACAACACUUUGCCCGGGCGGUACGGCGAAGACGUGAGGCCGACCUGCGUCGACGCCAAGCACAGCAGCACGCAGCCGCCGUCACGAUCCAGCGGAUCCAGCGGGGCCGAAUGGGGCGGCGGCGCGCCAAAGCUCAAGCCGAGGCCCAGCGCAUUGCGGCCGAGGAGCGCCAGCGGUCGGCCAGUCGCAUUCAAAGCCGACUGCGCGGCAACCAAUCGCGAUCGUCCCUGCGGGCGCUGCACCGCGCGCAGCAAAUCGUGCUGACACAGCAGCGGCGCACGACUCGCCGGGUUCCGUCGCCACUCGCAAAGCUUCUCAGUAGCUUGCCCCUCUCGGCGCUCACACUGGCACACGUGGCCGCCAUUGACACCGGCAUCGAAGCCGCGACGCUCGCCAUGCAGCACGAAGACCGCGCCGUAACGCGCAUCCAGUGUCUCUACCGCGGCCGCAACGGGCGCUUCGCCUACCACCUCCUUCUCGAGGCCAAGUACCGGCGGGACCUUUUGGAAGCUGCGAGCGCAACCCACAUCCAGCGUCGGGUUCGCGGGCGCAUCGGCCGGGCCCUCGUUGCCAAGGUCCGAGCGCGCAAGCAGCACCACGAGACGGCACUCGCGUACAAGCGGUCGCUGGCGGCGCGCGAAGCGAAGGACAAGUGGCUCAUGGACGUCGACAUGGAGAAAUUCCGCGCCGAAGUCGAGAAGGAGCGUGCGCUCGAGCACGCGCUGCGCAUCGCCCGCGCCGAAGCCGACCUCGCGCGUGCCCAAGCCGAAGCGUUGGAGCUCCAGCAGCGCAUUGCCGACGCCAACAAACAAAUGGCCGAUGCAAAAGCGAGCGCAUGGGACGAAGUGACGGACAACUACGGCUACGUCUACUACAGCAACCGACUCACGGGCGAGACGUCGUGGGAGAUUCCUAGCGAAAUGCUGCGCGUGCGAGCGGCCAAGAAGGCAGACGACGCGCCGCCCAAGAUUCCGGAUGCGUGGGAAGAGCUGUACAACCCCAACACGGGCCAAAUGUACUUUCACAACCGCGCGACGGGCGAGACAAAAUGGACACCGACCGGCGACGCAUCACCUGCUCGUGACGCAACAACGAUAGCACCACCCAAGGAGCCCGAGCCCGUCGCGACCCCUUCCACACCAAAGCCCUCCACCCCCAAGCCAGCUACCCCCGAGCCAGCGACCCCCCAGCCGGCGACGUCGGCGGUACCAGAGGCUACCAAGCGUCUCUGUUGGCGCUGCAAGAAGGCCAGCGCGGUCAAAGAGUGUGUGCAGUGUCCAUCGCCAAACGUCGCGUACUGCUCGUCGUGCUUUGUCAAGGAGCAUCGCGCCGAGACCAAGCGCACCCACGACUUCAAGCCGCUUCAAGCCAACGGCACGCGCGAGCAUGCCAUGUGCCAACACUGCGACGCCUUCGCCACGUACCACUGCGCGGCGUGCGACGCUGGCACACGCUUCAGCUGCGACGACUGCUUUCAUUCGCGACACGCGACGGCCGAAGGACUGACGCACAAGCCACUGCACUUUAGCUCCAGUGCGUCACUGUGCUCGCACUGCCCCGCGAGUGAGCGCUGCGUCGCGCAGCGUAUCUGCCACGACUGCCACGACAAGUUUUGCUCCGACUGCGCCGCAGCUGUUCAUGCCUCUGGGAAGAAGAAGCUCCAUACCAUCGAGCUUCUCAACGUGCUCAAGGUGGACUUGGGACCGCUCGAGACGUACUGCAUUCGGUGCGACGUCGAUGUCGCGGUCCGUCUCUGCAACCUCUGCGGCGACAGCUUUUGCGUUGCGUGCUAUGAGCUCGAGCACGCCCGCGGGCGCAAGGCCGACCACACGUACAUUCUCUGCAAAGACGCGGCAACGGCCGGCGACUGGGUUGAGAUUUUCGACGAGAAGCGGGGUGGACACCUUUACUACAACCUUGUGACGAAGGAAACGGUCGAGGCCAAGCCGUCCGUGCUGCUGCUGGGGCUCGAGCGCCACCGCGACGGCAUCGCAGAGAGUCUCCGCGAGAAGAAGAAGAAGGAGCUCGAACGCGAGAGUGAGCUCGUCGCGCUCCGGGAGGCGGUCAACGCGCUCCAAGAAGAGAAGGAGCUCGAGCGCCGCUACCGUGAGCAGCAAGCGAUCCUCGAAGACAACCCGGAUGUGCUCACGACCAAGCCCAAAAGGGCGUGGUGGAAGUCCAAGGCGCAGGUCGAGAAGGAAAAGAAGGAGCGCGAAGAUAAGGUCGUCAUGGCUCUACUCGUGACCAGCCAGCGCAAAGCAAAGUUGCACCAAGAGGCCAUGGAGAUGGGCUCGCCAACGUACGCGACCGCGAUUCUCGACAGCGUCAUUCAGUAG